GGUAAUAAUGAUGAUCAGUAAUCAGAAAUGACGGCCGAAAAGCGCUUGAGUCUACGUACCGCGACUCACACCGCUUAUGAAAACCACAGUGGCCAUGAUGAACAAAUUCGAGAAAUAGAGCAGUAUGAGCACAGCGAGAGAGAAAUCGUCGAUGAUAGUCAAUCGUUAGAGCUCGUUCAAGCUACCUCUCAAAUAGGGGGCAUCGAGUUCUUCAACAAAGACCCAUGAAGAACAGGUCCCUCUUUGAAUCCCUGCAUUGCGCCACAUAUGGAGUGACACGUGCUGAUGUUGGAAGAAACAGAAACCAACUGCAUAUUUAAGUCCCGUACUAUUGAAAUAUUCAGUAAGAUUUAUAAUCGAAUACUCGUAGAUAAAGAAGGGCCUCAAACAUCACGAUCAGAGGAUGCGAUCUGCAAUUAUCUACCAUGGAUUCUCUGUCGAAGCUUCAGUCUAUGAUAACCCAGUUCUGGCCGCCCCGCCCCGAAUUCACGGAUGCCAACAUCCCCGCGGGUUCCCAGGCCGGGCGAGUCUUCAUAGUGACGGGAGGCAAUGCGGGAAUAGGCUACGAGCUAUGUAAAAUUCUAUUCGGUACUGGCGCAACGGUAUACAUGGCCACUCGAUCCGAGGUAUAGUCGUUCGAGUCGCACUUAAUAGUGCUAGGUCAGAUGGACCAACUAACCCUCCUCACAGGAGCGAGCCGAAGCAUCCAUCAAAUCAAUCAAAGCCUCAUACCCAGAAGCCAGCAGCACAACCGGCAAGCUCAAACCAAACUCGACGUCCUCUGGAACAACGCGGGCAUCGGCCCCAACGCCAACCCUCCCAAGACGCGCACAGCGCAAGAUCUAGAGCUAUUCAUGGGCGUCCACUGCGUCGGCGCGCUUCUCUUCGCGGAGCUCCUCCAACCUCAACUCAAAGCCGCGACGUCCCCUGAACAUCCCUCCCGCGUCAUCUGGCUGACGAGUGUAUUGAUCGACUUCUCGGCGCCGAAGAACGGUAUCGACUUCGAUAUCCUGGAGACCGGCGUUCGCGACCAGAUCGUGAAUUACUCGACCUCGAAGGCGGGGGUGUGGGUUUUGGGACGAGAGUACGGGCGUAGACAUGCUGAGGACGGGAUCCUUAGCGUGAUCGCGAACCCCGGGAAUUUGGACGCUGGGGCGUUUAAGGGGACGUCGCGGUUUGCGAUGUUCAUGAUGCGGAUAUUGUGGUUGCAGAAACCGGUUUUUGGGGCGUACACGGAGCUGUUUGCGGGGCUGUCUCCUGAGGUUACUAAUGGGAGGUAUGUUUUCCCGUGGGGAAGAUCAGUUCCGGAUAGUAGUGUUGUGCGUCAGGAUGUGUUGAAGGCGGGUGAGACGGAGGAGUUGGGCGGGCUUGGGUAUGGUAAGAAGUUGUGGGAGUGGUGUGAGACUAAAUGGAAGUUGGCGGAGUAGCUUUGGGGGCAACAAAGAAAGCAUCCGCGACCAUUCGUUAAGUUAAUACAUAAUGUUCCUUGUCGUCAUACCAGCGAUAGAUCAAUAGUUCUUUGUGGCUCUUCCAGGUUCGCAUAUGGGUGACCCGAUAAGACAACGGUCUCUUUUGCUCCAUCUGUCUCAUUUCAUGUUUCUUAAAUACUCCAGCCUAGAUUAAUCUCAAAAUCAGCCAUCUAGUCAAAAUCAAGAAAUCAUUAUAGCUAAAUCGCAUCUCGAUAAUGGUUUUUAGCCCAAGGCAACUGCCUAAACG
Annulohypoxylon maeteangense is the source of this 1716-nucleotide messenger RNA. RefSeq lists its product as uncharacterized. NCBI's taxonomy places the organism in Eukaryota, Fungi, Ascomycota, Sordariomycetes, Xylariales, Hypoxylaceae. Gene Ontology annotation, molecular function: oxidoreductase activity. The record is from RefSeq and is a predicted model, not a curated record. Bases 666 to 1427 code for a protein of 253 amino acids. The transcript is spliced from 2 exons.